This is a messenger RNA of Orycteropus afer afer, 6278 nucleotides long. It is a transcript of the gene PLXNA2, whose product is annotated as plexin A2. Lineage: Eukaryota; Metazoa; Chordata; Mammalia; Tubulidentata; Orycteropodidae. Gene Ontology annotation, biological process: negative regulation of cell adhesion; regulation of cell shape; regulation of cell migration. Gene Ontology annotation, molecular function: protein binding; semaphorin receptor activity. The record is from RefSeq and is a predicted model, not a curated record. Gene Ontology annotation, cellular component: semaphorin receptor complex.
GAGCUGCAGGCAGGGAGAAGGGCAGCGCGCCGCCUUAGGCAGUCCGCGGCCCAGGCGGACAGACCAGGGACAGAAGGAUAGACCGACGUCGCUGAAGCAGAACCAUGUGAGGACCAACCCAGGAAGGUGGACUAGAUGAGAGCUCAGAGGAUCAAUCUCCUUGUCCUCGCCCUACUCAGAAUGGAACAGAGGAGGCCCUGGCCACGGGCCCCCGAGGUUGACAGCUGGUCUAUGGUCUUGCUCUCAGUGGUCUGGGUGCUGCUGGCCCGCCCAGCAGCUGCCAUGUCUCAGUUCAGCACCUUUCGCUCUGAGAACCGUGACUGGACCUUCAACCACUUGACCGUCCACCGGGGAACAGGGGCUGUAUAUGUGGGGGCUAUCAACAGGGUGUAUAAGCUGACGGGCAACUUGACCAUCCAGGUGGCUCACAAGACAGGUCCAGAGGAAGACAACAAGUCUUGCUACCCACCACUCAUUGUGCAGCCCUGCAGCGAGGUACUCACCCUCACCAACAACGUCAACAAGCUGCUCAUUAUUGACUACUCUGAGAACCGUCUGCUGGCCUGUGGGAGCCUCUACCAGGGGGUCUGCAAGCUGCUGAGGCUGGAUGACCUCUUCAUCCUGGUGGAGCCAUCCCAUAAGAAGGAGCACUAUCUGUCCAGUGUCAAUAAGACAGGCACCAUGUACGGGGUGAUCGUGCGUUCUGAGGGUGAGGAUGGCAAGCUCUUCAUCGGCACUGCUGUGGAUGGAAAGCAGGAUUACUUCCCGACCCUGUCCAGCCGGAAGCUGCCCCGUGACCCUGAGUCCUCAGCCAUGCUUGACUAUGAGCUACACAGUGAUUUUGUCUCCUCCCUUAUCAAGAUACCCUCAGACACCCUGGCUCUGGUCUCCCAUUUUGACAUCUUCUACAUCUAUGGCUUUGCCAGUGGGGGCUUUGUCUACUUCCUCACUGUCCAGCCUGAGACCCCCGAGGGCAUGGCCAUCAACUCCGCCGGAGACCUCUUCUACACCUCACGCAUUGUGCGUCUCUGCAAGGAUGACCCCAAGUUCCACUCGUAUGUGUCCCUGCCUUUUGGGUGCACACGGGCUGGGGUGGAAUAUCGCCUCCUGCAGGCCGCUUACCUCGCCAAGCCUGGGGACUCCCUUGGCCAGGCUUUCAACAUCAGCAGCCAGGAUGAUGUACUGUUUGCUAUCUUCUCCAAAGGGCAGAAGCAGUAUCAUCACCCACCCGACGAUUCUGCCCUCUGUGCCUUCCCCAUCCGUGCCAUCAACCUGCAGAUCAAGGAGCGUCUUCAGUCUUGCUACCAUGGCGAGGGGAACCUGGAGCUCAACUGGCUGCUGGGGAAGGAUGUCCAGUGCACCAAGGCGCCAGUCCCCAUUGAUGACAACUUCUGUGGACUGGACAUCAACCAGCCGCUUGGAGGCUCGACUCCAGUGGAGGGCCUGACCCUGUACACCACCAGCCGGGACCGCAUGACCUCCGUGGCCUCCUAUGUCUACAAUGGUUACAGCGUGGUUUUUGUGGGGACUAAGAGUGGCAAGCUGAAGAAGAUUCGAGCAGAUGGUCCCCCUCAUGGUGGGGUCCAGUAUGAGAUGGUCUCUGUGCUCAAAGACGGGAGCCCCAUCCUCCGGGACAUGGCCUUUUCCAUUGAUCAGCGCUACCUCUACGUCAUGUCUGAGAGACAGGUCACCAGAGUCCCUGUGGAAUCAUGUGAACAGUACACAACUUGUGGGGAGUGCCUGAGCUCGGGGGACCCUCACUGUGGCUGGUGUGCCCUGCACAACAUGUGCUCCCGCAGAGACAAGUGCCAACGGGCCCGGGAACCUAAUCGAUUUGCUGCCAGCAUCAGCGAGUGCAUGAGCCUCGCAGUGCAUCCCAGUAGCAUCUCGGUGUCUGAGCACAGCCGCUUGCUCAGCCUUGUUGUGAGUGAUGCUCCCGACUUGUCUGCGGGAGUCGCCUGUGCCUUUGGGAAUCUGACGGAGGUGGAGGGGCAGGUGUCCGGGAGCCAGGUCAUCUGCAUCUCGCCUGGGCCCAAAGACGUCCCUGUCAUCCCUUUGGAUCAAGAUUGGUUUGCACUAGAGCUGCAGCUGAGAUCCAAGGAGACAGGGAAGAUAUUUGUCAGCACUGAGUUUAAGUUCUACAACUGCAGUGCCCACCAACUCUGCCUGUCCUGCGUCAACAGCGCCUUCCGGUGCCAUUGGUGCAAGUACCGCAACCUCUGCACUCAUGACCCCACCACCUGCUCCUUCCAGGAGGGCCGGAUCAAUAUUUCAGAGGACUGUCCCCAGCUAGUGGCCACAGAGGAGAUCCUGAUACCAGUUGGGGAGGUAAAGCCAAUCACACUUAAGGCCCGAAACCUGCCCCAGCCUCAGUCCGGCCAGCGAGGCUAUGAGUGCGUCCUCAGCAUACAAGGAGCCAUCCAUCGAGUCCCUGCCCUGCGUUUCAACAGCUCCAGCGUCCAGUGCCAGAACAGUUCGUACCAGUACGACGGGAUGGACAUCAGCAACCUGGCCGUGGACUUUGCCGUGGUGUGGAAUGGCAAUUUCAUCAUCGACAACCCUCAGGACCUAAAAGUCCACCUUUACAAGUGUGCAGCCCAGCGGGAGAGCUGUGGCCUCUGCCUGAAGGCCGACCGGAAGUUUGAAUGCGGCUGGUGCAGCGGUGAGCGCAGAUGCACCCUCCACCAGCACUGUACCAGCCCCUCCAGCCCCUGGCUCGACUGGUCCAGCCACAACGUCAAGUGCUCCAAUCCCCAGAUCACUGAGAUCUUGACAGUGUCCGGGCCGCCUGAAGGAGGGACUCGCGUGACCAUCCACGGUGUGAACCUGGGCUUAGACUUCUCCGAGAUCGCCCACCACGUGCAGGUGGCUGGGGUGCCCUGCACACCCCUCCCCGGGGAGUACAUCAUCGCUGAGCAGAUCGUCUGUGAGAUGGGCCAUGCCCUCGUGGGGACGACCUCUGGGCCUGUGCGCCUGUGCAUUGGCGAGUGUAAGCCAGAGUUCAUGACCAAGUCCCAUCAACAGUAUACCUUUGUGAACCCUUCAGUGCUGUCACUCAACCCCAUCCGAGGGCCAGAGUCAGGAGGCACCAUGGUGACCAUCACAGGCCAUUACCUUGGGGCUGGGAGCAGUGUGGCAGUGUACCUAGGCAACCAGACCUGCGAGUUCUACGGGCGGUCAAUGAAUGAGAUUGUGUGUGUCUCACCCCCCUCAUCCAAUGGACUGGGCCCAGUCCCUAUUUCUGUGAGUGUAGACCGAGCCCAUGUGGACAACAACCUACAGUUUGAGUACAUUGAUGACCCCCGUGUCCAGCGCAUUGAGCCAGAGUGGAGCAUUGCCAGUGGCCACACUCCCCUGACCAUCACAGGCUUCAACUUGGAUGUCAUUCAGGAGCCAAGAAUCCGAGUCAAGUUUAAUGGCAAAGAAUCUGUCAAUGUGUGUAAAGUUGUGAACACAACCACCCUGACCUGCCUGGCACCCUCUCUGACCACGGACUACCGGCCCGGCCUGGACACUGUGGAACGGCCAGACGAGUUUGGAUUUGUCUUUAACAAUGUCCAGUCCUUGCUGAUUUACAACGACACCAAGUUCAUCUACUACCCCAACCCAACCUUUGAACUGCUGAGCCCUACUGGAGUGUUGGAUCAGAAGCCAGGAUCACCCAUCAUUCUGAAGGGCAAAAACCUCUGCCCGCCUGCCUCUGGAGGUGCCAAGCUCAACUACACAGUCCUGAUUGGAGAGACCCCUUGCGCUGUCACUGUGUCUGAAACACAGCUCCUCUGUGAGCCUCCCAACCUCACAGGGCAGCACAAGGUCAUGGUUCACGUGGGCGGGAUGGUGUUCUCUCCUGGCUCGGUGAGCGUGAUCUCAGACAGCUUGCUGACCCUGCCAGCCAUUGUGAGCAUUGCGGCGGGCGGCAGCCUCCUGCUCAUCAUCGUCAUCAUCGUCCUCAUUGCCUACAAGCGCAAGUCUCGAGAAAACGACCUGACUCUCAAGAGGCUCCAGAUGCAGAUGGACAACCUGGAGUCCCGCGUGGCUCUGGAGUGUAAAGAAGCUUUUGCCGAGCUCCAGACAGACAUCAACGAGCUAACAAGUGACCUAGACCGCUCAGGAAUCCCCUACCUGGACUACCGCACCUAUGCCAUGAGAGUUCUGUUCCCGGGCAUCGAGGACCACCCCGUGCUACGGGAGCUGGAGGUGCAGGGGAAUGGUCAGCAGCAUGUGGAGAAGGCCCUGAAGCUCUUUGCCCAGCUCAUCAACAACAAAGUGUUCCUGCUGACCUUCAUCCGAACCCUGGAGCUGCAGCGGAGCUUCUCUAUGCGGGACCGUGGCAACGUGGCCUCGCUCAUUAUGACCGGCCUGCAGGGCCGCCUUGAGUAUGCCACCGAUGUCCUCAAGCAGCUACUCUCGGACCUCAUCGACAGGAACCUGGAGAAUAAGAACCACCCCAAGCUGCUUCUCCGGAGGACAGAGUCAGUUGCUGAGAAGAUGCUGACCAAUUGGUUUGCCUUCCUCCUGCACAAGUUCCUGAAGGAGUGCGCUGGGGAGCCGCUCUUCAUGCUGUACUGUGCCAUCAAGCAGCAGAUGGAGAAGGGCCCCAUUGAUGCCAUCACAGGCGAGGCCCGCUACUCGCUGAGUGAGGACAAGCUCAUCCGACAGCAGAUUGAGUACAAGACUCUGAUCCUGAACUGUGUCAACCCUGACAAUGAGAACAGUCCAGAGAUCCCAGUGAAGGUAUUAAACUGUGACACCAUCACGCAAGUCAAGGAGAAGAUCCUAGAUGCUGUGUAUAAGAAUGUGCCCUACUCCCAGCGGCCAAGGGCUGUGGACAUGGACUUGGAGUGGCGCCAAGGCCGGAUUGCCCGGGUCGUGCUGCAAGAUGAGGACAUCACCACCAAGAUCGAGGGCGACUGGAAGCGGCUCAACACACUGAUGCAUUAUCAGGUGUCAGACCGGUCAGUGGUGGCUCUGGUCCCCAAACAGACCUCCUCCUACAACAUCCCUGCCUCUGCCAGCAUCUCAAGGACAUCCAUCAGCAGAUACGACUCCUCCUUCAGGUACACGGGCAGUCCCGACAGUCUGCGAUCCCGGGCUCCCAUGAUCACCCCAGACCUGGAGAGUGGGGUCAAAGUGUGGCAUCUGGUAAAGAACCAUGACCACGGGGACCAGAAGGAGGGGGACCGGGGCAGCAAGAUGGUGUCUGAGAUCUACCUGACCCGGCUACUGGCCACCAAGGGCACCCUGCAGAAGUUUGUGGAUGACUUGUUUGAGACCUUAUUCAGCACUGUGCACCGGGGCAGUGCUCUCCCCCUGGCCAUCAAGUACAUGUUUGACUUCCUGGAUGAGCAGGCAGACAGACACAGCAUCCAUGACACAGAUGUGCGGCACACCUGGAAAAGCAACUGCCUCCCUCUGCGGUUCUGGGUGAACGUGAUCAAGAACCCACAGUUCGUGUUUGAUAUCCACAAAGGCAGCAUCACAGAUGCCUGCCUCUCAGUGGUGGCCCAGACCUUCAUGGACUCUUGCUCCACAUCAGAGCACCGGCUGGGCAAGGACUCACCCUCCAAUAAGCUGCUCUAUGCCAAGGACAUCCCCAGCUACAAGAGCUGGGUAGAGAGAUACUACGCAGACAUCACCAAGCUCCCUGCCAUCAGUGACCAGGACAUGAAUGCCUACCUCGCCGAGCAGUCCCGCCUGCACGCUGUGGAGUUCAACAUGCUGAGUGCCCUCAAUGAGAUCUACUCCUAUGUCAGCAAAUAUAGUGAAGAGCUCAUCGGGGCCCUAGAGCAGGAUGAGCAGGCCCGGCGGCAGCGGCUGGCGUACAAAGUGGAGCAGCUCAUCAGUGCCAUGUCCAUCGAGAGCUGAGAGGAGGAGCCUCUUCCUGGGAAGAGGGACCCGUCAAAGCUGUCACACCAGGAAUCUCAGAAGGAAAGGCAAGCAAAGGGGUUCAGGCCCCAGAGCUUGUUGUCCCCUGAGACCCAUCCUGGAGAGAGGGGAUGGCCCCCUCCCCACGCCAGCCAAGUUUCAUCAUAGCCAGUUCCUGCCAAGAGAGAGAGCAGGCAUCAUGCAUCCACAGUGAGGACGAGAGACAGGGGCACUGAGAAGGUGGUUUCUUCAAGCUGAGAGGCGCGAGUGGGGACACUCCACCUCUGUGACUGCUGCUUUGCAUGGAAACUCAUUUGAUGUAUAUUGGGGAAAUAAUGAAAACUUUAUUUAAUUUUUUUUAAGAAAAAGAAAAGAAAAAAACAGAAAUAAAACAAAACAAAAAGCCACCCUGU